Molecule: messenger RNA, 408 nt
Organism: Penicillium manginii
Lineage: Eukaryota; Fungi; Ascomycota; Eurotiomycetes; Eurotiales; Aspergillaceae
Exons: 3
Coding region: 1-408 (135 amino acids)
Source: RefSeq, a predicted model, not a curated record
AUGGACACCGACGAGCGGCGGAAGCUGGUUCUCAAACGCAAGAUAGACCUGUUACAACAGGACAGUGAUCUCUUUAGCAAGGUUCUCGAGACUCUUUCGGGACGUGAUGCCUCCCUUAGCGAAAUUCGGAUCCUUGUCGCUGAAGAGCUCACCGAAAGAUCUCUAUCCGGGGAUUGCUCAGUAUUUGAAGAAUCGCACUCCCAAGCAGAAGAAAAAGAGAUGCCAACGGCCAAGACUCGCCACAAAGCAUUAGAUAUUGAAUGGCUGUCAGACAUACCGGUUCUUCAAGUACCGACACACCCAUGGACGAACAUCACCAACGACGAAGACUUCGGUCAGUUCCUUAUCGUGGCACAAGCCGCCGACGAUGAGGAAGCCGUUGGGGAAUCUUCUGCCAUGCGAAAGUAA